Baudoinia panamericana UAMH 10762 is the source of this 1084-nucleotide messenger RNA. RefSeq lists its product as uncharacterized. The coding region runs from base 387 to 1022 and encodes 211 amino acids. Gene Ontology annotation, molecular function: acyltransferase activity, transferring groups other than amino-acyl groups. The transcript has a single exon. The record is from RefSeq and is a predicted model, not a curated record. NCBI's taxonomy places the organism in Eukaryota, Fungi, Ascomycota, Dothideomycetes, Mycosphaerellales, Teratosphaeriaceae.
CUGUGUAUAAUGUACAACAUAUAUUCUCUGUUAUGCGGUGCUAAUAUCAAGAUGCUAACAGUAUUACUGAUGCGUUUGCCGGAAAUUCUCAGCGCAGCUUAUAAUACUAAUCUAAUGAAAUAUCAUCCGCCCUGAUCAACAACAGCGGUGUCCAGACUUGGAAGGUAAAAAAUCACAAAUGCCGCCUAUUGCAAAUCGCGGGCAUUGGUGAGUAGACAGCUCCGUCGCUUUGCACUCCCGUAGGCUGCCAUUAAUGGGUAGGACAGAUAUUCACUUUGUGGAUGCUUUGCCAAACAUACUUUUAUCACCCGGGAGAUCGUUACCUUCAAUAUUGAGCGUUCCUAUGCCGAACAGCUCUGCCUUAACAGACGCCCAUCAAGCAUACUAUGUAUGACCUCUGGCGCUCCGAGAGGUUGGUAUAUCGUGCCGUAGAGGUAGAGGACGAACCCUUCUUGGCCCGCAUACAGGCGCAGGCGAAGUCGCACCUCAACACCGCGCCUUUCACCCCGAAACCUUUAUCGAAAGAGUGGGUCAAGGGCACGCGGGAGUGGCUCCAUGACAAGUCUCUGAUUGAGGUGGUCAUAUGUCUGCCAGUGCCUGCGGAAGACGCCCCUCCCAGCGAAGCGGUGUCCGCUGCAGGCGAGAAGCCAAAUCCUAUCGGUCAUGUUCGCCUCGAGGAUAUGUCACCUAACAACGCUCAGCAUAGGCAUUCGGAAAUAGCGAUCAGUCUGUUAGAGGAGUUUCAGGGCAAGGGUUACGGUGGUGAGGCUAUCAAAUGGGUUCUCCGCUGGGGUUUCAAAUUCUGCAAUCUGCAUCACAUCGCCAUCAAUGCUUUCGAGUGGAACCCGGGGGCUAUUCGUUUGUACCAGCGUCUGGGCUUUGUCAAACAGGGGGUCAAACGGGAGUUUUUCUGGUUUGGCGGGAGAUACUGGGAUUUGGUUAUGCUGAGUAUGUUAGACAAGGAGUGGCGGGAGCUUUACAGUAAAGAAGAGACGCAGGAAAUGAUUGCUGGGAUGACAUAGCCUGGCAAUGUCAAAUAUUUUGGAGACAUGACAGUAUCUUCUGCAAAGGCUCACAUAGCUCG